AUGACAACGCAAAACCAAGCACCCGUGAUAAUCAUAGGCGGCAGCCUAGUAGGCCUCGCCAGCGCGCUAUUCCUCUCCGCCCGCGACGUCCCCGUCAUCCUCUUCGAGCGCCACACCUCGAGCUCCCCGCACCCGCGCGCCAUCGGAUACACCUCGCGCACGCUGGAAAUCUUGCAGACUGUCGGCAUCUCCCCCGAUCAGCUAAGAGUCGGAUCCGGUCCGCCGGGGGGUAAACCUCGUCGAGUGAAAGUCAAGAGCCUGGCGGGGGAGUGGGCUGAUGAGCAGCUCUGGAAUAAUAAUAACGCCAAUAAGGAGAAUGGUGCUGGUCCGAAGGGCGGCAAAGUCUACGCUCCCAUCAUGGGCACGGCGAUCGCCCAGGACAGACUGGAGCCCAUCCUCCGCAAACGCGCCGUCGAGCUAGGCGCGGAUCUCAGGCUCGGGUGGAAGAUGACGUCCUGGAGCCAGUCUGCGGACGGCGUACACAUCACCGCCAUCAACAGAGAAUCAGGGGAGGAAGUAACCGUUGACGGAUCGUACAUUGUCGCCUGCGACGGCGCGCGGAGCGUCUUCCGCGAGGGACUGGGCAUCGGGAUGACGGGGGUGGGACACUUGAGAAGUCUAUGCAGCGUCAUGUUCCGGUGUGCGCCGAUUGAGAAGUUUUUGGAGCGGGGUUUCGUGCAGUUCUCGAUUGAGGGGCGCGAGGACGGGUUUGAGGCGUUUUUGGUGAGUUAUCACGACGGGAGGUGGGCGUUGAUGUGGAAUGCCGCCGAGGACAACAGCAACAAGAUGGACGCCCGCGCGCAAAAAGAUCUCAUCCGCAAAGCCCUCGGUCUCGGCGAGGACGAGAUCCAGGACGGGGAUAUUGAGCUCGUGACGAUUGGGUUCUGGGAGAUGAGCGCGCGGAUCGCGGAGAAGUUUGCAGAGGGACGGGUGUUCCUCGCGGGCGACGCGGCGCAUACGUUGCCGCCUAACCGGGGCGGGUACGGCGCCAACACGGGGUUCGCGGACGCGCACAAUCUGGCGUGGAAAAUCGCUGCUGUGAGGGCUGGGGUGGCGGACGAGGGGAUUCUGGGGACGUAUGAUGAGGAGAGGAGGCCUGUUGCGCUUGUGAGGCAUGAUCAGCUCUUUGCGAGGGAUGAUUACAAGGCGUAUAUUCGGGGUGAUGAAGGGGACAAGAAGAAGGUCGAGGUGAUUGAUGAUAUUGCUAUGGAGUUGGGGCAAAUUUAUCGAUCUGGAGGAAUGGAUUUGGGGACGGAUGAGGUCUUGCCUGAUGCGUUGAGGCCUGAUGAGUGGAAAGGUCAGCCUGGUACGAGGGCGCCUCAUCUGGUGGUAAAGAAGAGGGAUGGGAAAGAGGUUUCGAGCUUGGAGUUGCUUGGGCGCGGGUGGGUUUUGCUUUCGAGGGGUGACGGGUGGAAGACUGCUGCUGUUGGUGCUGGAUGUGAGUUUGUUCAUGUUGGAGAGGAUGUUGUCGAGGUUGAUCAGAAGGGGGAGGGCUUUGAGGAAACGUUUGGGGUUGGGAGGGAGGGAGCUGUGUUGGUGAGGCCUGAUGGGUUUAUUGCUUGGAGGGUUAGCGGAAGGGAGGAUGGUGGUGACGAGGCGUUUGCUAAGGCUUUCAAGCGGGUUUCUUUUGCGUUGUAG
Molecule: messenger RNA, 1638 nt
Organism: Colletotrichum acutatum
Lineage: Eukaryota; Fungi; Ascomycota; Sordariomycetes; Glomerellales; Glomerellaceae
Product: FAD binding domain-containing protein
Exons: 3
Coding region: 1-1638 (545 amino acids)
Biological process (GO): ubiquinone biosynthetic process
Cellular component (GO): mitochondrion
Molecular function (GO): FAD binding
Source: RefSeq, a predicted model, not a curated record